Molecule: messenger RNA, 1769 nt
Organism: Gossypium raimondii (Peruvian cotton)
Lineage: Eukaryota; Viridiplantae; Streptophyta; Magnoliopsida; Malvales; Malvaceae
Product: endoglucanase 8
Exons: 7
Coding region: 52-1539 (495 amino acids)
Biological process (GO): carbohydrate metabolic process
Molecular function (GO): hydrolase activity, hydrolyzing O-glycosyl compounds
Source: RefSeq, a predicted model, not a curated record
UAUCAGCAUUAAGCCAUUAGCCAUCCCAGUCCCCAACCCUUCCCAAAGAAGAUGGCGCCAAAACCCCUUACAUUUCCGGGAAUUUUCUCGGCACUUCUCGCCUUCUCUUUUUCUUUGCUCCUCUUUUGUCAUCCGAUCAUAGGCGGCCACAAUUACCACGACGCUCUCCGCAAGAGCAUUCUCUUUUUCGAAGGCCAACGAUCAGGCAGACUUCCCCCUGACCAACGCGUCAAAUGGCGCCGCGACUCUGCAUUGCACGACGGCUCCACCGCCGGUGUGGACUUAACGGGAGGUUACUACGACGCCGGAGACAACGUGAAGUUCGGGUUCCCAAUGGCAUUCACGACGACUUUAUUAGCUUGGAGUAUCAUAGAUUUCGGGAGGAACAUGGGGCCGGAGUUAAAGAACACCGUUAAAGCAGUGAAAUGGUCGACGGAUUAUCUGUUGAAAGCAACGGAAAAGCCUGGAGUGGUGUACGUACAAGUGGGAGACGCCUAUUCUGAUCAUAGCUGCUGGGAAAGGCCGGAGGACAUGGAUACUUUACGUACGGUGUACAAAAUCGAUAAUGCGCAUCCUGGUUCGGACGUCGCAGGUGAAACCGCCGCCGCAUUGGCUGCUGCUUCCAUUGUGUUCAGGAAACGAGACCCUGCAUACUCCAGGUUGCUCCUCAAUCGAGCCAUUAGGGUGUUCAAUUUUGCUGACAAGCACCGAGGUGCAUAUAGUAGCAGCCUGCACUCUGCAGUCUGUCCUUUUUACUGCGAUGUCAAUGGUUACCAGGACGAGUUGCUUUGGGGAGCCGCUUGGCUGCACAAGGCCUCAAGGAAGCGCGUAUAUAGAGAGUACAUAGUGAAAAACGAGGUUGUCUUGAGAGCUGGAGAUACCAUCAAUGAGUUUGGUUGGGAUAACAAGCAUGCUGGGAUUAACGUCCUCAUUUCCAAGGAAGUGCUGAUGGGAAAAGCUGACUAUUUCGAGUCUUUCAAGCAAAAUGCUGAUGGCUUUAUUUGUUCUUUACUGCCUGGAAUUUCCCAUCCUCAAGUUCAGUACUCUCCCGGUGGACUGAUGUUCAAAACUGGAGGGAGUAACAUGCAGCAUGUAACGUCGUUGUCUUUCCUUCUUUUAGCCUAUUCAAAUUACCUAAGCCAUGCUAACAAGGUAGUUCCAUGUGGUGAAUCAUCAGCCUCCCCUGCCCUUCUCAAACACUUGGCCAAACGCCAGGUAGACUACAUUCUGGGGGAUAAUCCUUUAGGGAUGUCCUACAUGGUUGGGUAUGGUGCACGAUUUCCUCGGAGGAUUCAUCACAGGGGCAGCUCACUGCCAUCGGUCGCGGCCCACCCGGCUCGCAUCGGUUGCAAAGCGGGGACUCGCUAUUAUCUAAGCCCAAACCCCAACCCCAAUUUACUAGUGGGAGCAGUAGUGGGUGGGCCUAAUGUGUCGGAUGCCUUUCCAGAUUCAAGGCCUUAUUUUCAAGAGUCGGAGCCCACAACCUACAUCAAUGCGCCACUUGUUGGUCUCCUUGCAUUCUUUUCAGCCCACCCUUGAUUUUCCGCAUAUAGAGUCAUUGUAUUCAGUGAUUUAUUAUUAUCGUCAUUGUGGAAUCAAACGAUUCCCAAUUGAAAGCUACACAAAAAAGUGAGCGCCUUUUUAUCUUUGUUGGGCUAAGUUUUAAGAUUUAUGCCAUUACCCAAAGCACCCAUUUCUCCUAUUGCUAACAAUUUUGUACUCAAGUUCUAGUUAUUGCCUUACAUAUAUAUAAAUUCUAUCUUCAAACA